AUUGGACCAUGGAACUGAGCAGACCAGUGAGAUGAUCGCAGUACGCAGACUUGUGCAAGUGACAUGUGUUCAUUAUUGCCUUGGAUACAUACAUUCAUUUUAUUUACAUUGUUUUGAAUACAAUUUUAAUUUCUUACACUAUUUGCAGCUUAUCUGGUAAAUAUGGACAGUAUUCUUUCAAAGCUUUUCGCCUCCGAGACAGAAGAGUUGUAUGUUUUGGACUGCCUGGCAUACUUCAUGAUUUUCAUGGCUGCUUGUACCUUCAUAACAUUACUAUUUGAGAAUGUCCCCUAUGGCAGAUACGCAACAAGCAGAUAUGGAUUCCCCGUCAACGUCAAAUUCGCCUGGUUCGUGCAGGAACUACCUGCUUUUCUGGUGCCACUGUGCCUUGUGCUGUGGACUUCUGCGGCGAAAACCACUUAUCUUCCCAAUCAGUUACUGCUGGUCAUGUACUUCUGCCACUAUGUGCAAAGAGCUCUCAUCUAUCCAUUUUUAAUUCGUGGAGGGAAAUCUACACCAUUUGCAUCAUUCGCCUUGGCCUUUGUGUUCUGCAUCUAUAAUGGCUACAUGCAGGUUAGAUACCUGAGCCACUAUGCAGAGUACUCUGCUGAUUGGGUUACCAGCCCUUGCUUUAUCACAGGCUCUGCGCUAUGGUUGGUGGGUUGGUUGGUGAACGUUCACUCAGACCACAUCCUGAGGAACCUACGGAAGCCUGGAGAGAUCAGCUACAAGAUACCAACAGGUGGGCUGUUUGAAUAUGUGUCUGGAGCAAACUUCUUUGGUGAGAUAACAGAGUGGGCGGGAUUUUCCCUGGCGGCUCAUUCUGUCCACAGUGCAUCCUUCGCCAUCUUCACUCUCAUUGUUCUUGCCAGCAGAGCCUUCGCUCACCACAGGUGGUACCUUCAGAAAUUCGAAGACUACCCCAAAUCCAGGAAGGCAUUGAUACCAUUUGUAUUAUAAUGAUUCACUACAAUGAUCCAACCUCCAACAGCCCAACGCAACGAGCUGUGACCCUAUGCUACAUCAUCUGGGGUCUGGUUAGGUUUGUUAUUGCUUGUUUGUUUGGGUUUACCUCAAGAGAAUACAUACAAGGAUGAACACAAUGAGUACUGACAAUUCUAUUCACUGGGAGGAUAUGAAGAGCUCCAGAAACCACAACACCAAUGACAAGAUUAUGAAACAUGCCCUGAUGGAGGCUACAAUGUCAAGUUGAGGCAAUUUAUUUUAUUGAGAAAAAAAAAAUCCUCCAAGAGUGGCUGGAUAUAUUUUUCACAUGGUUGCACCUCAGCUCUCACCAACUUGGUUAUGUCCCGCAAUGAGAUUUACUAUAGAAUGUGGCGACUAUUACUUUUACGAUACUUUCACAGCGGACCAACCAACAGAACCAAUCCAUCUUACAAAGGUUCAGCUCCAUUUCAACACAUCCCCUAACCUCUACCCUUCCCCUAACUCCCUGCAGCAGUGUUUGAGAAUGAGCCAACCAUCAAAACACAAUCUGUCAGUAGAGCUCUAGUUUCCCUGGUGAGACAACCCAGUGCUAGAAGGACUGAGAAUUAACUUCCUGUCAACACAUAGGAAUGCACACAGACAGAUUUCACUGCUUGUGGAAGAAACUAGCUCUUUGUAUAUUCGUGCACUCACGUGUGUGUCAGAGGAAUCUGUCGUGAGCAGUGUUGUAGUCUUCCCCUAUGAUUUGUAGUGCUAGCAGCACUGAGGAUGAACCAACCCUUCACUGCACACACACUUCGUGAGGCGACCACAGCCUUAGGGCUGAAAAUGGGGUUGUGAACUAGAUACAAAUGAGAGAAAUGCUCCAUUCAGUCAGUAAGGCCACUGGAUUAGUUUAUCACCCAGAGCUUGUUGCUGCCA
This is a messenger RNA of Oncorhynchus masou masou (cherry salmon), 1869 nucleotides long. RefSeq names its product steroid-5-alpha-reductase, alpha polypeptide 1 (3-oxo-5 alpha-steroid delta 4-dehydrogenase alpha 1) (gene srd5a1). Gene Ontology annotation, biological process: steroid metabolic process. Lineage: Eukaryota; Metazoa; Chordata; Actinopteri; Salmoniformes; Salmonidae. The coding region runs from base 163 to 960 and encodes 265 amino acids. The transcript is spliced from 5 exons. The record is from RefSeq and is a predicted model, not a curated record. Gene Ontology annotation, molecular function: 3-oxo-5-alpha-steroid 4-dehydrogenase activity. Gene Ontology annotation, cellular component: membrane.